Molecule: messenger RNA, 2045 nt
Organism: Linum trigynum
Lineage: Eukaryota; Viridiplantae; Streptophyta; Magnoliopsida; Malpighiales; Linaceae
Source: the annotation of a GenBank genome assembly
GGCGUAGCGAGCUGUCGUUUCAACGGCUAAACCUAACCGGGAGAGUCAUUUUUCCCCCAGCCUCAACCACCGACGCCGGACGGGAAGCGAAGAAAUGGCGGAAUCCGAAACGAGCGAUCAGCUAGCCGCCUUCUUCCAGUCCGGCAUUUACCGCUUCAGUAACUGCGCCGUCGCCGUCGUGUUCAUGGACCCAGUCCGCAUCCUGAAUCGCUCGUAUUCUCGAUUUAGGGUUUCGCCGUCCACAUACUACUCCCGCUUCUUCAGUUCCAAUCUCGCCGCCGAUUUCGCCCACCGUGAAACUGAAUUCUCUUCAAGUUCAAAGAAGCGGAAGCGGAAGGAGAAGAAGCUUCCCCUGUUGAACGAGCGAGAACAAGCCGCCGACCAGCGUCAUCAGCUAGCUCGGCCGCUGUUGUUGAAAGCGCACGAGUGUUUAAUUGGAGCUUCUGAGCUUUUGGGGAUUCUGAGAAGUUUAAGCUGCGAUUCCUCUUCCAUGGCGGAACGCCGGAAGCCAGCGGUCGUCGAGACAGAGUCCUCGUUUGUUGAGCUUGGAAAAGUCUGGCAAGCUCCCCUUUACGAAAUAGCCCUCAAGUUUCCUCGAUCUUGCCGGAGCAACGAAAAUGAAGGCAACAUUGUUGAUCAAUGCUGUGACCAGGGAUUGGUUCCUGUGUUCAACAAUUUGGUUGUUAAUGAGACUGGUGAUGAAGUAGAAGCUGAAUUUCUGAGCAGGAAAUAUGUGAUACCUCGAGAGAGUUGCUUCUACAUGUCAGACCUGGGGAAGAUUCAGAACCUGAUCCCUGCUGAUUCUGGCAGCGGCUUCAAUCUUAUACUGAUCGAUCCACCAUGGGAAAACGCAAGUGCUCAUCAGAAACUAAUGUACCCGACUUUGCCUAACCGGUACUUCCUGAGGCUUCCCAUUAAGAAGCUCGUCCAUUCGGAUGGGGCUCUCCUAGGCUUAUGGGUGACCAACAGGGAGAGACUGAGAAAAUUUGUCCUGGAAGGGUUGUUCCCCUCAUGGGGAGUUACUUAUGCUGCUAGCCUUUUCUGGUUGAAGGUCAAAGCAGAUGGAUCAUUGACCAGUGAUUUGGACCUAUUUCAUCACAGGCCAUAUGAAUGCCUUCUUUUGGCGUACUGCAACACUAAGGAAUGGGAGGAACCAUGGAAGAUCAAGUCGUGAUAAGCAUCCCGGGUGAUUACUCGAGAAAGCCACCAGUUGGAGGUAACCCUCAUCUCAUUUACAAAUGUUUUCCCGCACAGCACAGAUGGUUACAAUUGGAAAGAAAGGAACUUGAUCAUCUCAUCUGCUACUCCAUUUCAGAGCUUCUGCAGAAGUACGUGCCAGGCGUUGGGCCUCCUCGAUGCAUCGAGCUUUUUGCGAGGGAGAUGAUGGCGGGGUGGGCUUCGUGGGGGACGAGCCUCUACACUUUCAGGAUUUCCAUUAUUUUCUGCUGAAGCAGGAGGAUCCUGUUGUACUGCAAUGAUGAUGAUAGACAUCAUAGGUUGUAUGUUUUGUAUUAUUAGAUUGGCGUGGUGAGGGAGACAAGGAAGGAAGAAGAAGGGGAGGCAAUUGGGUGGAUGUUGGGCAGGCCGGUCCAAGUCGGGCCCAAACAAUUAGAUACGGUCAAAUGCAAAGACCGGACGCGGACCGUGAAAGGAAAGCCAAACCCACGUAGAACCAAAAGAAACAAUAAUGAGGAACCUUAGAAAAACAAAAACGAACAAAGAGAAUAGAGCCCAUUAUCAGAAACAAGUUUUGCUGGUCCAUCGUUGUCACUUUUCUUUGUUGGGUUUGACCAAUUAUUGCAGUUCAGUUCAUCCAAUUCCAAGCAAGUGAACCUAUUAACAGGUUGUGUUAGCUUCUGAUCAUUGCUAACUGGUGUCCUUUUUGAAGCACAACGCACAAGUAGGGUCAACAACAAGCUUACUGAGCUGGUUUGUUCAUCUCUUGUAAUAUGCCAUAUCAAGCAGAAUCAGCCAAGAAUGCUUUUCCAGAUCCAGAAACAUGACAAUAUUCAUGUUUAGAUCAGAAACAAAACACUGUUUUAGCA